AUGACAGACACGCUGCACAACGCCCCUAUCGUGCUCGACAAUGGGUCGGGCACCAUCAGAGCUGGCUUUGCCGGUGACGACUUACCGAAAUGCUACUUUCCGUCCUUUGUUGGCCGACCGAAACAUCUGAGGGUCCUGGCUGGAGCUCUGGAGGGCGAGGUAUUUAUUGGACAAAAGGCCGCCUCGGAGCUGAGAGGCUUGCUCAAGAUCAGAUAUCCACUGGAGCAUGGCAUUGUCACAGAUUGGGACGACAUGGAGAAGAUAUGGGAGUAUGUCUACAGUGAGGGGCUAAAGACCAUGAGCGAAGAGCACCCGGUCCUUCUCACCGAACCCCCACUCAAUCCUCGCGUGAACCGAGACACGGCCGCCCAGAUCCUUUUUGAGACGUUCAAUGUGCCAGCCCUCUAUACCUCUAUACAAGCCGUCCUAUCGUUAUAUGCGUCGGGUAGGACAACGGGUUGUGUGCUGGACUCUGGCGAUGGUGUCUCUCAUGCUGUACCUGUAUACGAAGGUUUCGCGAUUCCCUCCGCCAUGCGGCGUAUCGAUGUUGCCGGUCGGGAUAUUACCGAGUAUAUGCAGACACUACUACGGAAAAGCGGCUACGUCUUCCACACUUCGGCCGAGAAGGAAGUCGUGCGCAACAUCAAGGAGACUUUGUCAUAUGUUGCUCUCAACCCAAAGCAAGAAGAGAAGGAUUGGGCCUCUACGAAACUCGACCAAGGAAAAUCGGCAGACUACACCUUGCCUGAUGGACAAAAGCUGAGAAUUGGCCAGGAGCGCUUCCGCGCGCCUGAGAUUCUGUUCGACCCCGAAAUUAUUGGACUGGAGUAUCCCGGCGUACAACAGAUCGUGACAGAUUCGAUUGCCCGGACAGAUUUGGACCUGCGUAAAGCUCUCUACAGCAAUAUUGUGCUUAGCGGAGGCAGCACGCUCACGAAAGGUUUCGGUGAUCGCUUGAUCAGCGAGGUGAGGAAGUUGGCGGUCAAGGAUAUGAAGAUCAAGAUCUUUGCGCCACCAGAGAGAAAAUACUCGACCUGGAUAGGAGGCAGUAUUUUGGCUGGUCUCAGCACGUUCAGAAAGAUGUGGGUCAGUAUCGAUGACUGGCAUGAGAACCCCGAUAUCAUUCACACCAAAUUGACAUAA
This is a messenger RNA of Pestalotiopsis fici W106-1, 1143 nucleotides long. RefSeq names its product Actin-like protein. Lineage: Eukaryota; Fungi; Ascomycota; Sordariomycetes; Amphisphaeriales; Sporocadaceae. The transcript is spliced from 3 exons. The record is from RefSeq and is a predicted model, not a curated record. Bases 1 to 1143 code for a protein of 380 amino acids.